This is a messenger RNA of Knipowitschia caucasica, 429 nucleotides long. The record is from the annotation of a GenBank genome assembly. Lineage: Eukaryota; Metazoa; Chordata; Actinopteri; Gobiiformes; Gobiidae.
AUGAUCCGCUUCAUAUUGAUUCAAAACCGAGCUGGAAAGACGAGGUUGGCCAAGUGGUACAUGCAGUUUGAUGAUGAUGAAAAACAAAAAUUAAUUGAGGAGGUCCACGCUGUGGUGACGGUGAGAGACGCCAAACACACUAAUUUUGUGGAGUUCAGAAACUUCAAGAUUAUUUACCGACGCUAUGCUGGACUCUACUUCUGCAUUUGUGUGGAUGUGACUGAUAACAACUUGGCAUACCUCGAAGGAAUCCACAACUUUGUGGAGGUGCUAAAUGAAUACUUUCACAAUGUGUGUGAAUUGGACCUUGUCUUCAACUUUUAUAAGGUGUAUACUGUGGUGGAUGAGAUGUUCCUCGCAGGAGAAAUCAGGGAGACGAGUCAGACAAAGGUGUUGAAGCAGCUCCUCAUGCUGCAGUCACUCGAGUAG